GGUUUCCUAUACCUGAUUUACGCUCUGUCCAUGACAUGGAGCGUGUUCCAUGGUGGCAACAAAAUCUUCACAAAGAGAUUUUAAUUAUGGUUAUGAAGGAUGUUACAUUUGCAACUACUGUAGACGGAGCUCUAUUUCAGACAAGAUAUGAAAUUCAGUGUCGCGAUUUCCAUGGUCUCUUUGCUUUAUCCGAAACCGAAAAACCUAUAUCAUUCGUAAGAGUUUCAGUUGAUCCUGAUGUAGAUGAAGUUUCACGUGAAAAUGGAUUUGACUGGCCUAGACUUGUGAUAACUAAAGUGACAAAACUGUCUACGGGAGACUUAGAAUCAGCCCUUGAUGACCAUGAAGAAGUAUGUGCAUAUAGCUUAAGUGAUGUGUUGAUAUCAAAUUUAGAUAAUGAACCUUCUCCAUUCUGUUCCACAUCAGUUGCUGAUGGCUCAAAGUUAUAUAGCAGGAAUAAAAAUUUGGAAGAAAACAAGAAAAAUUCUGACCAUGAUGAGAUUGUCAAACCUGCUAACAAAGAAACUAUAUUGAAUUUCCUGGAACAAAUUGUAAAUAAGAGUGAAUAUUUGCUGGAAUUUACACUUCCUACUAUUAAUAUGAUUUUACAUGAUAAAGAGUUCUUUGAAUUGCUAUCCAAUAGAUUGUGUAGUGAUCUGCUUUUAUGGGAAAAUGCUUCUCUUGCACCAGCUGCUACUUAUGAUCCAAACAGAUUCAAAGUUCAUGCACCAGGCUUAGAUCUCGAUGUACAUAUGACUAAAGAUUCUGCAUAUGACCAGUAUCCUGUCUUUAAACCUUUUUCAAAUGAUUCAAAUUCAGAUUCAGAUGAAGAAGAAGCUGCUUACUGUUCUGUUUUUGAAUACUGUCAACGUCAGCAGCAAAAGCACAAAAGAAAAACAAAUGAUGACAUGUUCACUAAAAUCUCAGUAUCCUUAGUUAUAACAAAAGGGAUGCUCACUGUAAAUACACCAGCACUGGAUGCAGACAAUAAAGUAAUGCCUGAAUAUUGCGGAAAGUUACAACUUCAUGUUGAAGAUGGACAAUUAUUCAUAGCAUCCUCAUAUAAAGGGGACCCGAAUGAAUCGUAUUUGUGUUUUUUAGCAGAAAAAAGUUCUUUGUAUCAUAAAGGUGCAGUUUUACAAGAUGUAGAUACACCAGUUGUACAGUCAUUCAGCAGCACCAUACAAAGCAAUUUGAAUCGUAUAAUUUAUGAAUCAGAGCCAGGAAUGUUGUUAAAAUCUAACUGUGAUAGUCAAAAUAUCAGGGAUAUGUUAAAAGUUGCUGUACAUACUGUGCGAAAUCCCAAACAGCAAAUAAAGACGUUCAAAGUUGCCAUGGACAUUUCAUCUGCGACACUUCGUCACCAUACUUAUCCUGUUCAACAGUUGUGGAUUAACCAAUUUAUUGAUUUCUUGAAAAUCAAUGAUUAUCCCAUCAAUGGAUAUGUUCCACCUGCUAUUGUAACUGAACUUCAUAUAAAUCUAAGCAAUUGUGCCAUUGAUUACAGGCCUUUGAAACUUCCACUUCGAACUGCUGUAACAGUUGAUAAUUUCAAUAUGUCUUGCAAUGUCACUGCCACUACGCCUUCAUUUUUAUUUAGAAUUAUAUCUGAGGAAAUGAGGUUGUUCAUUUCGAAUUAUGUAGCAGCUAAGAAAGUUGAACUGCGAAAGAAUUAUGUAUGUGUAAUUGAUACCGGUUUGAUUGACAUCUCCUUCAGAACAAAUGUAGAUGAAAAGAAUGAUCCUAAAUUAGAAAUGUGUGCUACUAAUGAUAAGGUUCAUAUUUGGACCUGUGCAGAUUCUUUUAAAGCACUUAUGGAGCUGAUGGUUUAUUUGAGUAAUAAUGGUGAUAUGGAUAUUUUUACACAUGAAGAAAAUGAGGUAAUACAAGACAUAAAAGAGCUUAGUAAAUCUAUAAAUACUGAAACUGAAACAAAAGAUGUGCAUCUCUUAAUGGCUGAAGCAAUGAAAGAAUGUUCUCAGGCUAAAAUUUCAGGUAGCAUAUUUCUCAAUAGACAAUAA
Stegodyphus dumicola is the source of this 2021-nucleotide messenger RNA. It is a transcript of the gene Atg2, whose product is annotated as Autophagy-related 2. The record is from RefSeq and is a predicted model, not a curated record. Gene Ontology annotation, cellular component: phagophore assembly site; phagophore. Gene Ontology annotation, biological process: piecemeal microautophagy of the nucleus; autophagosome assembly; glycophagy. Gene Ontology annotation, molecular function: phosphatidylinositol-3-phosphate binding; protein-membrane adaptor activity. Lineage: Eukaryota; Metazoa; Arthropoda; Arachnida; Araneae; Eresidae.